UUUUGGGUGAACUGUCCCUUUAAGCGAUCUUCAGAUGUACUGUGCUAUCUGGGAAACGUUUUUGCAGUAACGUUAAUGUUUACUCAAAGUUCUUUAAUAAUGUUCUCAAAACGUUAUUUUCUGAGAAAUUUUAGCUGGUUCAUCUAACGUUUUUUAAAUGUUACUUCUUGUUUCAGAACGUUCAGAGAAAAUGCGAAAGUAACGUUUUCAUAAUGUUUGCAAAAUGAUAAAUGGAACGUUCCCUUAAUGUUCGUAUAACCACGAAAACUGGUUUUAAAUCAUUUUUGAACUUCAUGGGAACGUUAAUUAGCAAAACGUUCCAUAUUUUUGCGGACUGGCAUACAGCUGAUCUCGCAGCAGUGGUGUGAAUGUUAGAUGAUCACUGACUCAUGAUGACUGAUGAUUUCUAAUAUGUUUUCUGUAUUAUCUGUGGCUCCCAGCAUCAGUGUUUGUGCAGGGAGCGCGCAUGCGCGUGUUCACCGGGACGCGCAGCUCGAGAUUCUUCAGCAUCUGGAGGAAAACAUGCGAGCACUGACAUGCGUGUUCGUCCUGAGAGGACACCCGUGACCCGGUCCGGCUCGGAGGAUGUCCGGGCGCGCGGCGGCGGACGCGGACGGAGGCGUGAAAAAAGUUAAAGUCAAGCGACAGAUCAGGUGCAUCGUGGAGGAUCUCGAGAACAUCUUGGGAGACCUGAAGGAUGUGGCAAAGGAACUCAAAGAGGUGGUUGAGGAGAUCGACUGCUUGACCUCUGACCUCCGUCUGGAGGAGGGUCUGAUGGAGAGCUCCAACAGCAGCUCCAGCAGCACCACCACCACGGCCUCCAGCGCUGACCGCGUCAAGAUCUACCCCGAGGAGACGCUCUUCAGACCAUCAGCCAUCCUGAAGAGACCCACGCCGCCGCUCCCUCCCCCCCGCACCACUCUGUCCAGAGCCGAGGAGAUCACGGCCAACGGAGUGCCGGUCAGAGACUCUCUGGCUGAGAAAGGUCACGCGAGCCGCUGUCCUCAGACCACGAGGGAGCGCGUGCGCUUCAGUGAGAAGGUGCAGUAUCACGGCUACUGCCCCGACUGUGACCUGCAGUGUGACGUGGACAGCACGGAUCUGCACUUACACACCGAUGCGAUCGACGGCAAACCCAGCCCCGUCCAUCCAGCACUCGUGCAGAACGGCGGCCUCGCUUUCCCCUCGCAGAAACCACAGAAGACCAUUUUACGCAAGUCCACCAGCACCACUGUUUGACGCAGUCUGAGGCUAAACGAACUUGUAUUUUUGUUUGGAGAGACGCUGUAAGACAGACGGCAGGGCAGUGUUGAACGGUCUCUCAUACUCCGAUCAUCUUCAUCUCAUCACGUGAGCUUCAGCCAGUGCUCGUGCUUCCUGACAGAAAGACCCGGAGAAGCACGGGAUCCUGAUGGAGAUCACAUUAGACGAUCCCAGAGCGUUUGAUAACGUCACCCUUUAAAGAAGAGAAAACCAAAAACUACUGCUAAUCCACCGUAACGGAGUAAUGCAGAUCACGACUCCAGUCCAGCGCUGCCAGAGAAUCAGAAGUCUGUGAAGAACUUCUAUGUUUUUGUAAAGAAAACCUUCAAAUACAAGAAGCAUAUUUUUGAUAUUUUCUAAGAUGAUUUUAAAGAUGUCACACAGUAUAUGACGGAAAAUGUAUUUAUGUACUGAUUAAAAACAUGAAGUCAUCUGCAUCUGAACAUGUCUUUAUUGAAUCACAGAUGAGUCUGAGUUUCAGCUGAGAGAGAAUGAAGGAAGCUGGACACAAGAGGGCGACCUGCACACAUUACUAGAGUUCAACCUGACCUCAGUUAACCAUCACUAGUACUAGUGCUAAAAAGCUUUAGAGCUGAGUGUGUGUUUGUGUCACGGUGAGAACAGCUGUCAACAUCAUCUUCAUAAUGUGUGUAAAUGUGUUUCUCCUGACAGGUGGAGGCAGCAGAGACUCAUGGGAAGCUGCUGACAUGUCAUGAUUAAUCUAGUAUUUAGUCAACCAUCAUUUAAAGUAAUGCUUCUCAACAUUUGACUCAAAGCCCACUCACCAUACACAGCAAUAUUUCAUGGCAUCGUGACUUUUCUAGUCUUAUGUGUCGGGGAAAGCUACUUUUAAAAGUACUGCGUUUACAAUAGUGCGUUACUCCAUGAAAAAAGUAACUAAUUGUGUUUGUUACUUUUUUGGAAAGUAAUGCAUUAUGUUACUUUUGUGUUAUUUUUUGUGCACCUGGGCUGAGCUUGCUGAAUUGUUUUUAACAAAAUAACCCAAAAGUUAUAUUUCUGGCAACUGUAAAGGUUCUUUCACACCAAAAGUGACAUGAAUAAAGCUCCGACUGAAGGAAGAGUCUCUGUCUCUGCACUCAC
Messenger RNA from Cyprinus carpio (common carp), 2364 nucleotides. It is a transcript of the gene prr16, whose product is annotated as proline rich 16. The record is from RefSeq and is a predicted model, not a curated record. Gene Ontology annotation, biological process: positive regulation of translation; positive regulation of cell size. Lineage: Eukaryota; Metazoa; Chordata; Actinopteri; Cypriniformes; Cyprinidae.